GCCCAGGCAGCGGCGCAGAGCGGGCAGCAGGCAGGCGGCGGGCGUUUAGACGGCUUCUCCUCCUCCUCUUGCUCCUCCAGCUACUGCUCCUUCGCCGGUAGGCCGCCCGCGGAGUCCUGCACCAGCGCCGAGGCAGCCUCGCCGCGCCCUAUCCCGUCCCGCUGGGCACUCGGAGGGCAGGGCGCCGGAGGCCAAAGUUGCCCCGCACGGCCCGGCGGGCGAGCGAGCUCGGGCUGCAGCAGCCCCGCCGGCGGUGCGCACGGCAACUUUGGAGAGGCGAGCAGCAGCCCCGGCAGUAGCGGCAAUGACUCCCUGGCUCGGGCUCGUCGUCCUCCUGGGCAGCUGGAGCCUGGGGGACUGGGGCGCCGAGGCGUGCACAUGCUCACCCAGCCACCCCCAGGACGCCUUCUGCAACUCCGACAUCGUGAUCCGGGCCAAGGUGGUGGGGAAGAAGUUGGUAAAGGAGGGGCCUUUUGGCACACUGGUCUACACCAUCAAGCAGAUGAAGAUGUACCGAGGCUUCACCAAGAUGCCCCAUGUGCAGUACAUCCACACAGAGGCUUCUGAGAGUCUCUGUGGCCUUAAGCUGGAGGUCAACAAGUACCAGUACCUGCUGACAGGUCGUGUCUAUGAUGGCAAGAUGUACACAGGACUGUGCAACUUUGUGGAGAGGUGGGACCAGCUCACCCUCUCCCAGCGCAAGGGGCUGAACUAUCGGUACCAUCUGGGUUGUAACUGCAAGAUCAAGUCCUGCUACUACCUGCCUUGCUUUGUGACUUCCAAGAACGAGUGUCUCUGGACCGACAUGCUGUCCAAUUUCGGCUACCCUGGCUACCAGUCCAAACAUUAUGCCUGCAUCCGGCAGAAGGGAGGCUACUGCAGCUGGUACCGAGGAUGGGCCCCCCCGGACAAAAGCAUCAUCAAUGCCACAGACCCCUGAACGCCAGACCCUGCCCCACCUCACUUCCCUCCCUUCCUGCUGAGCUUCCCUCGGACACUAACUCUUCCCAGAUGAUGACAAUGAAAUUAGUGCCUGUUUUCUCGCAAAUUUAGCACUUGGAACAUUUAAAGAAAGGUCUAUGCUGUCAUAUGGGGUUUAGUGAGAACUAUCCUACUGACCCCAUUCUGUCCCUUCUUUUUGGUUUUGACAUCACUCAUUUCCACCUGGGAAUUUCUGGUGCCAAGCCAGAAAGAAGGAGGAACCUGUAUUCCUCUUCUUCGUGAUAAUAUAAUCUCUAUUUUUUUAGGAAAACCGAAAUCUAAAAACUAUUCCAUUUGGGCAUUGUAAUUCCCACCCCUUUUUCUUCUUCCCCACCUCAACAUCUCCUAGACCCUCCUCUCUUUGCCCUUCUCCUCCAAUACAUUAAGGACACAGACAAGGAAGUUGCUGAAAGACCAACCACUUCAGGAUCAGUCAAAGGCAGCAAGCAGAUAGACUUAAGGUGUGUCAAAGAUCUUAUACACCAGGAGCUGCCACUGCAUGUCCCAACCAGACUGUUUCUGUCUGCGUCUGCUUGUGAGACUGAGGGAGGGAAGGAAUAAACUACAAGAGAGUUGGAGAUGAUGCAGCACACACACCACACAAUUCCCCAGUCAGUGAUGCUUGGGUUGACCAGAUGUUCCUGAGUCUGGAGCAAGCACCCAGGCCAGAAUAACAGAGCUUUCUUAGUUGGUGAAGACUUAAACAUCUGCCUGAGGUCAGGAGGCAAUCUGCCUGCCUUGUACAAAACCUCAGGUGAAAGACUGAGAUGAAUGUCUUUCCUCUCCCUGCCUCCCACCAGAUUUCCUUCUGGAAAACUCUUUGGUAGAUUUGGCCGGGAGCUUGCCUUUAUGUAAAUUAGAGACCUACACACCAUCCACCAUCCACAGAUAUAGCCAAGUAGACUUGGGUAGAGGAUAUUAUUUCCAGAAUAAUGUUUAGCUCACCUAGGGAGAUAUGUUUGUAUACACAUUUCCAUAUACCCACGUGGGGACAUAAGCUAAUUUUUUUUACAGGACACAGAAUUCUGUUCAAUGCUGUUACAUAUGCCAAUAGUUUAAUCUCUCCUAUUUUGUUGUUAUUGCUUGAAAAAAAUCAUGACAUUCCAAGUUGACUUUUUUUUUUUUUCAUUUUAAUUAAAAUUUGAAAUUUUGAACACCCUCAGCACCCUCUCUUCCCUAUCACAGGUCAUUUGACCUCUGUCCGUCUCCUUUUCCCUGUUCAUAUUUGGGGGGCUUCCUUUAACUGCCUUCCUGGCUUGGCUCAGAUAGCAGAUAAGAGUGUAGUCAAUGGCCUGGGCACAGGAGGGAGAGCUGUAGAGUGUCCUGCCUUGGCUGGAGGGACUCCUCUCCUGGGCGUGGAGACAGGUUGGUCCCCUUUCCCUAGCUCCCUGGUAGGUGAAUGCCACCUCCUGAGAUCCUCAUCUCUUGGAAUUAAAAUUGUUGGUCACUGGGGAAGCCUGAGUCUGCAAUCAGUUGUAGGGUUUCUGUUGUGUUGUUUGGUAAUAUAAGUUCUCCUAUUGAAUAAAAUUAUUUUAAGUUUUGGUGUCAAAAAAUGAGAUAUUGAGAGUAGGUGAUAAUGUAUAUUUUACAGAAUGGGGGGGUGGUAGGAUGGUGACAUUGAACAUGAUUGCUCUCUCUUUUUUCAGCUUAUGGGUAUUUAUCUUCUAUUAGUAUUUGUAUCUUCAGUUCAUUCCACUUUAGGAAACAGAGCUGCCAAUUGAAACAGGAGAAGAAAAAAAAAGCGGCAAACAACACAUUAUAAUGUCUUGCACACACACAAAUGCCCAGGCAAGGUGCUUGGCAGAACCCCAGAUCGGGAAGACAGUACAGGCACUGGAUUUCCUUGGGUUCUAUUUCAUUACCUUGUACCUUUCCCAUUGUGGUCAUGCCAUUUGGCAGUGGGGGAAUGGGAGGAUUGGCCUUCUCUGUGAGGCAGUGUGAGCAGAUGAAGCUGAGGCCAGCAGGUCAGUGGUUUUUAAGGGAUGAGCCCAGACUUGAUGUUUUGGGAUUGUCCUUAUUUUAACCUCAAAGUCUCGCAUGGUGGGGCAUGACUGACCAACCUAUGCAAGCUCCCUCCUGCAAGAGGACAUCAGUGUCUUCUCUGUGAGGCAUCUGGCCAUUCUCACUCCCUGGUGUGGUCAGCCCCUCUUACACAAGGAGGGACCUGGGUGAAGGCUGAGCGUGAGGCACCUGAAGUUUCCCUGCAGAGUCGAUACAUUAGCAGAACCACAGCCCCAUCUGUUAGGCCUUGGUGAGAAGGCCCUGGACAAAGAAGGGUCUUUCACAAAGCAAUGUCAGAGGGCGGUUUUGAGCUUUCUAUAAGCUAUAGCUUUGUUUAUUUCACCUGUUCACUUACUGUAUAAUUUAAAGUCAUUUAUGUAGCUGAGACACUUCUGUAUUUCAAUCAUAUCGUGAACAUUUUAUUUUGCUAAAACUUGUGUCAUGUGUAGGCUGUAAUAUGUGUACAUUGUGUUUAAGAGAAAAAAAAUGAAACCCACAUGCCACCAUUUUCCUGAAUCAAAUUCUACAGUCGAAUGGAGAGUAAAAUACUUCUAGGCAAGCAGCUAGACUGGUGAAUUGGGGGAACUAGAAGGAACUGAGACUCCUCCAGCCUCCUCCCUGUUGGAAUCCCAAUGGUUCCUGGAGUAGGAAAAAGUGUUUAAAGUACAUUCAUGUUCUUGUUCUAUGUCACCUGGCCCUGGGGAGACUACCAUUUACUUCACCCCAAGUCCUGUUAUCCUUCUAGUUGGGAGGCUAUGAUUUUCCUAAGAAUCCAGGGCCAUGGGAGAUACAAUUCCGAGUCCUCAUUGCCUCCUUUGGGCAUCUCUUCUGCCUUCCAAUCAAGGAAGCUCCAUGCCCAGGCUCUCACCUCUCAGGCCAGUGCUCUGCUCUGUCCAGGGCAGGUAAUACUGGGAGACUCCUGUCUUUACCCUCCCCUCGUUCCAGACCUGCCUCAUAGUGGCAACAUGGUUCUUGAACAAUUAAAGAAACAAAUGACUUUUUGGAAUAGCCCUGUCUAGGAGACACUGUGUCCCCCAGGAGACACUACCCUUCGGACUACACCAAGAUGGCACCCAAGUGUCUGGCUUCUGGCUACCUAAGGUAAACAUGUCGCUAGAGUAUUUUUAUCAGAGAGCAACAUUCUAAAAAUCUGACGGCAAACACAAAACAAGAUGGGAGAGAGUAGGGGAGGUAGAUGUGAUAACAACUUCCAAACUGGUUUUUUGGAGGUGAGAGGAAGAAAAGAACUUUGAGAAUAGUUUAUGUUUUGGGGGUAGGGGCUUCUUAGAUUCUCCCACUUACCUUUCCCUUUAGCCAGUCUGCUGUCCUGAAACCCAGAAGUGAUGGAGAGAAACCAACUAGAGAAAACCCUGUCUAGAAGGAAUGUAUUUGUUGCUAAAUUUUGUAGCACUGUUUACAGUUUUCCUCCAUGUUAUUUAUGAAUUUUAUAUUCCGUAAAUGUAUAUUGUCUUGUAAUAUUGCAUAAUGUUCACUUUUUAUAGUGUGUCCUUUAUUCUAAACAGUAAAGUGGUUUUAUUUCUAUCACA
This is a messenger RNA of Callithrix jacchus (white-tufted-ear marmoset), 4529 nucleotides long. RefSeq names its product TIMP metallopeptidase inhibitor 3 (gene TIMP3). Gene Ontology annotation, cellular component: extracellular matrix. Gene Ontology annotation, biological process: negative regulation of membrane protein ectodomain proteolysis; negative regulation of endopeptidase activity; response to hormone. Lineage: Eukaryota; Metazoa; Chordata; Mammalia; Primates; Cebidae. Gene Ontology annotation, molecular function: metalloendopeptidase inhibitor activity; protease binding. The record is from RefSeq and is a predicted model, not a curated record.